UGUGAACUGCUUUUACCUUUAAAGAGGGGUUGCACGCUGCAAGCUCCAGUCUCUGUUCCUCUCCUUCCUUCAGCUUGGUCUUCACGCCUGACCUCGUUGUCGUCGUCACUUUUUUCUUCCUCUUUCUUUGUUUUCUUUUCCUGCAUACUAACCUCUCCACUCCAUACAGUGAACCACCAUGGCGGAAAAGGAAAACAAGGACCUCGAGAACGGUGACCCGAAGCGCGAGAGAAUCUCCUUCGCCGACGGAUGGGAUCCCGACAAAGAUGAGGGCGAGUACGCCAACCUCAUCCGAUACAUUUCCACCUACCGAGAUCGUCGUUUCUCCAAAGCCCCCUCUCAAGUCUCUGGCGACGACGUCGGCGAUGCCACAAAACAGAAGAAGGUCCCCUUCUACAAGAGAAUCUUUGGCAUUACUGGUGGACCAGGCGAGCUUUACGAGGUCCCUGAGGAAUGGCUCAACACCGACAUCAAGUCAGGUCUGACCUCUGCUGAGGUCGAGAACCGAAGAAGAAAAACUGGCUUCAACGAGUUGACAACGGAGAAGGAGAACAUGUUUCUCAAGUUCAUCGGCUACUUCAGAGGCCCCAUUCUCUACGUCAUGGAGCUUGCUGUCCUUCUCGCUGCUGGUCUGCGUGACUGGAUUGAUUUCGGUGUCAUCAUUGGUAUCUUGAUGUUGAACGCCAUCGUCGGUUGGUAUCAAGAGAAGCAAGCUGCCGACGUUGUCGCCAGCUUGAAAGGUGACAUCGCCAUGAAGGCUGAGGUCAUCCGUGACGGCCAAAUGCAAGAAAUCAAAGCUCGCGAACUUGUUCCUGGUGACAUUCUCAUCCUUGAGGAAGGUUCCGUCGUUGCCGGUGAAUGCCGACUUAUCUGCGACUAUGACAACCCGGCUGGCUUCGAGGAAUACAAGGAAAUGGUCAGCGAUCCCGAACAAUACCACUCGAAAAAUCACACCGAUUCGGAUGAUGACGAGGAGCACCAUAUUGGUCACUCCAUUGUCGCUACCGACCAGUCUGCCAUCACUGGCGAGUCUCUGGCCGUCGACAAGUACAUGGGUGAUAUCUGCUACUACACCACCGGUUGCAAGCGAGGCAAGGCCUACGCUGUCGUCACUGAAUCUGCUCGUGGCUCUUUCGUCGGCAAGACCGCCUCUCUCGUCCAGGGUGCUACCGACCAAGGUCACUUCAAGGCCGUCAUGGACUCGAUCGGUACUGCUCUGCUCGUCUUGGUCGUCUUCUUCAUCCUGGCUGCAUGGAUUGGUGGUUUCUUCCACAACAUUCCCAUUGCGACACCCGAGCGCAGCUCUGUCAACUUGCUCCACUACGCUCUUAUCCUUCUUAUCAUCGGUGUCCCAGUCGGUUUGCCCGUCGUCACAACCACCACCCUGGCCGUCGGAGCUGCUUAUCUCGCCAAACAGAAGGCUAUUGUGCAGAAACUCACUGCCAUCGAGUCGCUGGCUGGUGUCGAUGUGCUCUGCUCCGAUAAGACUGGUACUUUGACUGCCAACCAACUGACCAUCCGUGAACCCUACGUCGCCGAGGGUGAAGAUGUCAACUGGCUGAUGGCCUCUGCCGCGCUUGCCUCCUCUCACAACCUGAAGGCUCUUGAUCCCAUCGACAAGAUCACCAUCUUGACCCUCAAGAGAUACCCCAAGGCGCGUGAGAUUCUGCAACAAGGCUGGAAGACUGAGAAAUUCACACCUUUCGACCCUGUCUCCAAGCGUAUUACCACCAUCUGCACACUCAAGGGUGAGAAAUGGUCUUUCUGCAAGGGUGCGCCCAAAGCUGUUCUGUCCAUUGCCGAAUGCGACGAGGCUACUGCUAAGCACUACCGUGACACUGCGGCCGACUUUGCCCGUCGUGGUUUCCGAUCUCUUGGUGUUGCCUCCAAGCGUGGCGAUGAGCCCUGGAAAGUCAUUGGCAUGUUGCCCAUGUUCGACCCCCCUCGUGAAGAUACCGCCCACACCAUCUUGGAAGCCCAAAACCUCGGCCUCAGCGUCAAGAUGUUGACUGGUGACGCCAUUGCCAUCGCCAAGGAAACCUGCAAGCUUCUCGCUCUUGGUACCAAGGUGUACAAUUCUCAGCGUCUCAUUGCUGGCGGUGUUGCCGGUUCUACCCAGUACGAUCUUGUCGAGAAAGCGGAUGGUUUCGCCGAAGUCUUCCCUGAGCACAAGUACCAGGUCGUCGAGAUGCUGCAGCAACGUGGCCAUUUGACUGCCAUGACUGGUGAUGGUGUCAACGAUGCUCCGUCGCUGAAGAAGUCCGACUGCGGUAUCGCUGUCGAAGGUGCCACUGAAGCUGCCCAAGCCGCUGCCGAUAUCGUUUUCUUGGCCCCUGGUCUCAGCACCAUCGUCGAUGCCAUCAAGGUCGCCCGUCAGAUUUUCCAGAGAAUGAAGGCCUACGUCCAAUACCGUAUCGCUCUUUGCUUGCACUUGGAACUGUACUUGACCACCUCCAUGAUCAUCAUCAACGAGACCAUCCGAACCGACUUGGUCGUCUUCUUGGCCCUGUUCGCCGAUUUGGCUACCAUUGCUGUCGCCUACGACAAUGCUCACUACGAACAGCGACCUGUUGAGUGGCAGUUGCCUAAGAUCUGGGUUAUUUCGGUCUUCCUUGGCUUCCUUCUGGCUGUGUCUACCUGGAUUAUCCGAGGUUCUUUCUACCUACCCUCCGGUGGUCUCGUCCAGAACUUCGGCAAUGUCCAACUCAUGCUCUUCCUUCAAGUCUCACUGGUUGAGAACUGGCUCAUCUUCGUCACUCGCGGCGGACAGACCUGGCCAUCUUGGAAGCUGGUUGGAGCUAUCUUUGGUGUCGACGUUCUCUCCACCCUGUUCUGUGUCUUUGGCUGGCUCGCUGGUGGCAAGGACGAACUCUUCACCAUCCCCACCGACCACUUCACUCAGAACAGCUACAGCCGCGAUACUUCGAUCGUCACUGUGGUCGUCAUCUGGGGCUACUCGAUUGGUGUCACUAUUGUGGUUGCUAUCGUCUACUACGUUCUGACCAGCUUGAAAUGGAUUGACAACCUCGGCCGUGCUACCCGCAGCCACGCCGAUACCACCAUGGAGAACAUCAUUUCCCACCUUAGCCGUGUUGCUCUGGAGCACGAGACCGAUGUCCACGGCAAGUCGAAAUGGGUGUUGGGCAGCAAGGCCACUGGAGAGGAAGAAGAGGAAUAGAUGUAGAGUGUUGAAGUCCAGGGGAUAUGAAGAUAAUUCGCGUCUGGCACUGAAAAUGGGGCGGAGGAUGGUGUCGCACUGCACAGAAGAAAUCAUCUUCUCUGUUAAUUUCAUAAUCUGAGCUAAUGGGUUCGUGCAAGCUACAAAUGGGAUUGUGUUGUGUGGAUGAACCAAAAAACUCACUAUGGAAUAUCCAUCCCAACCGGAACAAAACAUGACAUAUGUAUGCCUUCCACAGCACACGCACUGAAGAAGAAAGAGAUCCAAAAAAACACUGGGAAAACCAAACCACAAAAAGCCAGACACCGACCGACUCGGCAAGGGGUCCGUUUGGAACUUGUCCUCGCAAUCUGUCUAUUUGUCUCAGAGCCAGCAUCUUCCCGUCCCAGCAAAGUCAGUCCUCUCUCGACUUCUGUGCUAUUUGUAGCUUUUGUCUCCAAAAAACCACGGCCUAUGGCUCAGGCAAACCUGAAAUUACUAGCUACCAAUUCUUUUCUUUUCUUCCCUUCGUUACCUUCGUGGUGGUGGUCGGUUCCCCCUCCCUCACUUUCCCUGAUGGUCGAUGAUAUCGACGGAGGUACAUUAUGCAGAAAUGGAUACAAUUGCAAAACA
Molecule: messenger RNA, 3790 nt
Organism: Cladophialophora immunda
Lineage: Eukaryota; Fungi; Ascomycota; Eurotiomycetes; Chaetothyriales; Herpotrichiellaceae
Product: plasma-membrane proton-efflux P-type ATPase
Exons: 5
Coding region: 179-3178 (999 amino acids)
Biological process (GO): proton export across plasma membrane; regulation of intracellular pH
Cellular component (GO): plasma membrane
Molecular function (GO): ATP binding; ATP hydrolysis activity; P-type proton-exporting transporter activity
Source: RefSeq, a predicted model, not a curated record